Molecule: messenger RNA, 2009 nt
Organism: Motacilla alba alba
Lineage: Eukaryota; Metazoa; Chordata; Aves; Passeriformes; Motacillidae
Gene: PTPN2
Product: protein tyrosine phosphatase non-receptor type 2
Exons: 9
Coding region: 174-1439 (421 amino acids)
Biological process (GO): protein dephosphorylation
Molecular function (GO): protein tyrosine phosphatase activity
Source: RefSeq, a predicted model, not a curated record
GAGGGCGGGGCGAGGGUCGCGCAUGCGCCCGGCGCCGGCUGCGGGACACCCGGUCGCGAGCGUAUGUGCGCGCUCGCCGCUCCCGUGAGGCUGGGGGCUGCGCGCGGGCGGUCGCGGGCUCGCCGCUCGGCCUCCUGCGGACAGGCUCGCGCGCCCUGGCGGCCGCCGCCAUCAUGUCCGCCGCCAUCGAGCAGGAGUUCCAGGAGAUCGACGCCACGAACGACUGGCAGGCGCGUUAUCUGGAAAUCCGACAUAAAUCCAGUGACUACCCUCACAGAGUUGCAAAAUAUCCAGAAAACAGAAAUCGAAACAGAUACAGAGAUGUUAGUCCAUAUGAUCACAGUCGUGUAAAGCUCCAGAACACCGAAAAUGAUUAUAUCAAUGCCAGCCUAGUGGUCAUAGAAGAAGCCCAGAGAUACUAUAUUUUAACACAGGGUCCACUACCUAAUACAUGCUGUCAUUUUUGGCUAAUGGUAUGGCAACAACAAACCAAAGCAGUUGUCAUGUUGAACAGGAUUGUUGAAAAAGAAUCGGUGAAGUGUGCACAAUACUGGCCAACGAAAAAAGAUGAAGUUAUGACAUUCAACGAAACAGGUUUCCGUGUGAGACUAGUGUCUGAAGACGUCAAAUCCUAUUACACAGUGCAUCUACUGCAGUUAGAAAAUACCAACAGUGGUGAGUCCAGGAUGAUCUCUCAUUUUCAUUAUACUACGUGGCCAGACUUUGGAGUUCCUGAAUCCCCAGCUUCAUUCCUGAACUUCCUGUUUAAAGUCAGAGAAUCUGGUUCACUGAGUCCCGAACACGGACCUGCAGUAGUUCACUGCAGUGCGGGAAUAGGACGUUCCGGCACAUUUUCAUUAGUAGAUACUUGUCUUGUUCUGAUGGAGAAAAAAGACCCAUUUUCUGUAGAUAUCAAGAAGGUAUUACUGGAUAUGAGAAAAUAUCGAAUGGGACUUAUUCAGACUCCUGAUCAACUAAGAUUUUCAUAUAUGGCUGUAAUAGAAGGAGCAAAAUUUAUAAUGGGGGAUUCAACUAUACAGAAACGGUGGAAGGAGCUCUCUAAGGAGGACCAAGCGCCAAGUUCCGAGCAGUCUCCUCCACGCCCAACCAAAAUAACCACAGAGAAGUACAAUGGGAACAGCAUAGGCCUGGAGAACAAUGAUCAGAUGGAGAAAAUAAACACUGACCUGUCCACUAAGGUUCAAGAUAUCACAGAUGGGAACAUUGAAAAUUCUGUCCGGAAACGACUACGGGAGGAUAGAAGAGCGCAAACAGCACAGAAGCUGCAGCAGAUGAAGCAGAAGCUAAAUGAGACUGAAAGAAAAAGAAAAAGGUGGUUAUACUGGAAACCUAUUCUCACUAAGAUUGGGUUUGGUACACUGAUUUUAGUUGGUGCUUAUUUUUGCUGGAAAAUGUAUUUUCAAAAACAUUCCUUGUAAGUGAACAGUAAGUGUGACUGCUCCAACAGCUGAUUUUGCUGGAAGGUAAUGAGUAGGGGUGUGACUUUAAGCAUAAACUCCUUAUUCCUGGAAUGGGUACAGACUGUUACAUACAGUAGAGAAGUGAUGUAAACUUGAUCUCAUGUCGACAUCUCAGGACUUUCCACUGCAGGUACUUAGAAAAAUGAACCGCUGCCCCCCACAGAAUUGAUGGUUUUUGUUUAAUAUGAGCAGGUACAAACUUGCUGCAACUGUUUAUACACUUUUUAAAACGGUGUUCUACCAGAUCUUGAACAAAUGCUGAACCAUGGAGGUUUAGCUACUGAAGGCUGUCUGGAUUUAAAUUUACAUGCCUGACAUAAGCAAUAAACAGUGUUGUAUCAUUUACAUUAUUAAUGCAAAGAAGUUAUCCUUAAGUAUGUGUAAUGUGUAAUGUACUAGUGACAUGAACAUAAACAUUUUAUAUUCUUAUGACCUAGGAUAAAUAUAUUUUAUAAUUGCAUAUUUAAUCUUUUUGUAGUUCACUGUACUUUUAAAAGCUCAGUUUGUACAGAUUUCUGACCAAAAGAA